AACAUUAAUAAUUACACUUUUAGCUAUCGAUUGGUGUAAUUUGGUGCCCUUUGGUUAAUUUUGAUGUAAACGACAUUUUCAGAGCUAGUUUGACUGGACUAUUAGAUUUACUUGAUAAAGAUCAAAUUCACCCAUCAAAAUGAGGGCGGAGGACCCCGAUGGGGUGUCUGACCUUGAGCACACCACAAAGAUAUCAAUUUCCGACCCUACGACCAGUAAAGAGUACACCGUCCUCUUAUCCAAUGAAGAUGCUGCACUUGCGGUGCAAGAUAAUCAAUUUGCAUCUGUGUUAUUGGCGAGUUGCAUUUAACAAGAGGAAUUCGAUAAGGAAAAUACUCCUGAUGGCUUUGGGGCUCCUAAAUGCAGUUCUUGAAAUGAUUUAGAUGAAUGGGGUGUUCAAAAGCCUCAUCCAUAUUUGGAAGUUCUUGGAAAGUCGAUGGAAAGCGAAUUGAACUUUGAAGCACACUUAAGUGAUGAUGAAGAUGAUGACGAGAAAGUGGUUGUGGAGAAAUACAGCACCGAGAAACCCACUGGAAACAAGGACAUCUCUGCUACAGGCAAAUACAAGUGGUCAAAUGCAGCGACGAAGUCAUUUCUGGACUUGUACACAGAAGAGAUGCAGAAAUUAUCUUCUAAAUUAACCAAGACAACAAAAGUACAAAACAAAUUGUGGGAAGCAAUAAGCAGUGGUAUGAAUUUGCAAGGAUACCAUGUUGAUGUACCUAAAUGUCGGUCAAAAUGGCAAACAAUGCAACGGAAAUAUAAAGUAGUGCAUGAUCACAAUAUCCACUCGGGCGCAGAUCGCAUGGACUGGAUGUUUUUUGAGAACAUGCAAUUGGGGAAGACACCAUAUAUGGCCCCAUUGUCUACUGCUUCAUCAGCAGGUGAAGCCGGAGAGCAAAGUCUGGAAUAUCAAACAGAUGCUCAGAGGGAUAAGAAAGAUAAUUGACUGUCUCUCUCAGUCUACCUAUAAUUCAUCAAAUAGCAUUAUACAUAUUUUCCAAUAUUGUGCUUCAUUUCAGACUUGAAGAGAAAAACUGUUGCUCAAAGCUUGACUGAGAUAAUGGAAGGGUAGGCUAAGACACGAGACUCCCAAGAUAAAGAGCGAACUGAGUAUCAUGCACAAAAAUUAAAAAGGUUGGAUUGAUUCAAUGAUAUACUGGCUCAAUCUCUUCUUCAAUCGAAGGGAUCAACCCAAGAACAUAAAGACUUAAGUUGAUAAAAAAUCAAUUAUUGACGUUGAAAAAAUGUUCCAGUGUUCUCGGUGUGUUUUGUGGAUGAAAAACAAUUGAAAAAAUCCAGUUUAUUUACAAAUUAAAUUAAAAAUCAAUAAUUUGUUUCACUA
Molecule: messenger RNA, 1345 nt
Organism: Diachasma alloeum
Lineage: Eukaryota; Metazoa; Arthropoda; Insecta; Hymenoptera; Braconidae
Exons: 4
Coding region: 437-949 (170 amino acids)
Source: RefSeq, a predicted model, not a curated record